Nymphalis io (European peacock) is the source of this 2399-nucleotide messenger RNA. Its product is annotated as eukaryotic translation initiation factor 2-alpha kinase 1-like. The transcript has 3 exons. The record is from RefSeq and is a predicted model, not a curated record. Gene Ontology annotation, biological process: protein phosphorylation. NCBI's taxonomy places the organism in Eukaryota, Metazoa, Arthropoda, Insecta, Lepidoptera, Nymphalidae. Bases 224 to 1957 code for a protein of 577 amino acids. Gene Ontology annotation, molecular function: protein kinase activity; ATP binding.
UAAUAAUAUAUUGUAUUUGUAAAAGGUGUGCAAUAUUUGUUAUGUGUAUGUGUAAUUUGCUUGUUCAAUAAUCAUUAAUAUUUUUAUCCGGUUUACAAUGUCUUCAUACAAUUACAAUUCGCUGUACAAGAUCAUCUUGGCUUUAUAAUGAUUACCAGAGACUUUAAUGAAAGAAAAUCGUGGAUACAACAUCUAGGCCACUGAAGAAGUUACGUAUUUAGCAAUGGAUAGUAAGAAACAUGAUAAGUGGGAAGCCUUGGCUACCGUUAAAUCUUUUGAUCAAGGUAUAGCCCGCAAUAGCCAUCAUGAGUCCAUCUUGCAACAGAGUAUGCAACACAUCGAAGUUAUCAACUCCACCGCGACAACGCCGAUUAGCUUACUCGUACAAUCACUGGUUAAACAGCUCUGUUCACUACUCGAAAAGGACCUCAACAGAGCCAACCAAUUGUACAACACGAUCUGUGAAAAACUUCACAGCAUGAAUUUAAUUGAUAAUUCUUAUUCGAUGGGAGAGUUCGAAGUGAUGAGGAGCCAGUAUCAGAGAGCACUCUACCAACUCGUCACCGUAGCCAGUGGCUCAGAAAUACCCAUUCCUCUCCCAGUGUCCUGGCCCAUCACUGCUUCAGCUCUGGAGUGGUCGCGAUACCACAAGGAGUUUGAAGAAUUAUACUUCAUAGCGGGAGGUGGGUUCGGUAGCGUGUUCAAAGCGCGACAUAGGUUAGAUGGCGUUGAAUACGCUGUAAAAAAAGUAUUUAUCAAAUCUUCAGACGUCAAUUCCAUAAUGACACAUUUGGCUGAAGUAAAAACAAUCGCCAGUUUAAAUCACCCGAACAUAGUCAACUAUAAGGCUGCAUGGCUGGAGCCAAUGAUAGAAUCCAAAGUGAAGAAGAAAAAGAGAUAUAAAAUGGACACUGAUAAUGAUGACUUUUCAAUGGAAUCUAACAAGUCUUCCGUAUAUCCUGACAUAAUGAAAUCAUUUAAAACUUACAAUUCUAAAGAAUUAACUAAGCACUACAGCCAAUCUGACUUCAUAAUAUCAUUUGAGAGAUCGAACAGCUUGGACAAUACCGUGAGUUCUGACGAAGAGUUGGACGACGAGGAGGAUUCGAGUUCAGCCGAGCAGAACGCCGUAUGCAAACUUCUAUUAAGCAAAGAAUACGAAAACUGUUCUAGAGUUAACUUGAAAUGGGCUACCUUGUAUAUACAGAUGACGUACUGUCAACAGACACUUAAGCAGUGGUUAGACGAGCGCAAUAACCAUAUGAUACACUCAAGAAAAAACUCCGAUGAUCUUACUCUGCAUCACAGUGACUCGACUGACUCCAACUGUUAUGAGUCUUCCUUCCCUGAUACCAAUUACCCCGUCGCCUGGACUCGUAUAGAUAUAUUGGUUGACAUGUUCACUCAGCUGGUCCGAGGACUUCAUUAUAUUCAUUCGAAAGGGGUUAUUCAUCAUGAUGUUAAGCCCAGCAAUGUGUUCGUGGCUCAAAGCGAAAAUGGUCUGCUCGUUCAGCUGGGCGACUUUGGCUUGGCCUGUCCGUUGCAACAAUCUCAUAGUGGAUUUGCUCUCGGUACGCAUUUGUAUGCAGCGCCUGAACAACUAGAAGGGCAAUGCAAUCCUAAGAGUGAUAUGUAUUCUCUUGGCAUCAUACUUCUGGAGAUGGUGGAGACAUUCGGCACGGACAUGGAGCGUGUUAAAACUAUAACGGGCCUUCGAAAGGGACAGAUUCCGGCGAACCUCACCGCAAACUACCCGAAGAUCGCUCACAUCAUCGGCAAGUUGAUCCAAAGGCGACCGAACAAACGGUUAGACACAACACAACUUCUAGAAGAACUCAACACUCUCUCUGAAAAUAAAGACGAUACAAUACGUUUGCUCAGAGAGGAGUUGGCUGCGAAGGAUGACGAAAUAGCUCAUUUGAAGUUGAUGCUUUCUAAAUAUAACUUCCGUUCAUGAUAGAUUGAAAAUGUUCCAAACUUAAACACUUAUCAAUGAUUUGACAUUAUAGGGAUGGUGUUGCCAGUGUUUUCACAAUUGUCACAAAUUGUUUUUAUUUUGAGCAAAUAUAAAACAUUUUUUUUUAAAUUUUAUUAAAAUAAUUAUUUGAACAAUAAUCUUUGAAUCAAAUUAGUUUAACGUUUAAUAAAUUUCACAUGAAAUUGUCAAUGUAAUGUUUUAUUUUAAUGAUAAGACAAAUUCUAUUACGGAUUGUUUUUGCAUUAUUAUUUUUUGAGAAAAAAAUGCUUUUAUUGUGUUUUUAUAAAUUAUCAUAAGUUUUCCUACUUUUAGAUUCAGUAUUUUUUAACCUCUGGCCUAUGAUAACACGAUGUUAUGAAAUUGUACUGAUGUGAGUUUGUGUGUAAUAAUUUAAUUGAAAUAUAAGUAUUUAAUAAUUAUU